Molecule: messenger RNA, 273 nt
Organism: Enterobius vermicularis (human pinworm)
Lineage: Eukaryota; Metazoa; Nematoda; Chromadorea; Rhabditida; Oxyuridae
Source: the annotation of a GenBank genome assembly
AUGGACCACUACUGUAAACGUGCCGUCUUUUCUCUGCUUAUCAUCAUCUACGUAGCUGUAACACCGAUUGUAUCAGAAAUAAUAGUAUCGUCUACAGAACCGGUGAUAGCUGAAAAAACUGCAGUAAGCAAUAAAACUGAUGAUAACAUUGAAACAACAACUACAGCUUUGGUAAUUCGAGCAAAACGUCAAUGGGGUGGUUUUGCAUGUUGUUCAAUACUAACGCUGUGUUGUCCGGUACUUCCACCACCGCCACCUCCACCAAUGGUAUAA